This is a messenger RNA of Leptosomus discolor (cuckoo roller), 1041 nucleotides long. The record is from RefSeq and is a predicted model, not a curated record. NCBI's taxonomy places the organism in Eukaryota, Metazoa, Chordata, Aves, Leptosomiformes, Leptosomidae.
CAUCACCUGAGAUUAGUUUGAAAUGGGAAAGUGGGCCUAGUGCUGUCAUACAUUCUCUGCUGGCUGUAAAAAAUGGUUUUCUUCAGUGUCACGUAGAGAACUUCAGUGCUGAAUUUCUAACAUCUUCCCUCACAAACAUUCAGCAUUUUCUAGAAGACGAAACUGUCGCAGAAGUGAUGCCUAUGAAGAUAAAGGUUUCUAAUGCAAGGAUUAAUUUAAAAGAUGACAGUCCACGUGAAAAUCUCAAGGCAUCUGAGCUGGUACCCAUAAAACUACAUAUUGACAUACUCUGGAUAGAAAGGAAUGAUGAUGGCUCUUUUCUCAUUAGAGACAAUCAAAGAGUAAAUGAUGUGUCAAAGAUGAAGAAUUCAAGUAGUGCAUUGCAGCAAGCAAGUGGACCUGUUGGACAUAAAACACAGGACCAAGCCACGCAGACUACUUGUGAAAUUCCCAGACCUUCUAAAUCAAGCAGGGAUUCAGUUGACUUCCUUAAAAAUGAGCUGAUUGAAGAAAAUGAAUGUCUCAAGCAGGAACUAGCCAAAGCCAAAAUGGCUCUUGCUGAGGUCCAAAUGGAAAAAGAUGCCCUGCUUCAUCGUAUAAAGAAGAUGAAUGUUGAUCAUCAGUAGGACAGUGUUCUGUUGGUGCAAGGUAUCAUCAACAGAACUUCAGGUGAUGAUGGCAUCUGAAAUACUGUUUGUAGAUCGCUGGAAGACGUGGUUAUUUUUUUUUGUCACAGACCAAGUUUUCUCAUGACAAACAAAAUGUUUGUGAACUAGUUACUAUUCUGAAAUUAUCAUUAAACAUUGUAACUUUUUUCAGCCUAUUUUAAACUGAAAUGACUUUGGAAAAAUCGGUUUAUACUGUACUUUAUUAAUUUACUGAAGAAAAAAAUCAUCUCAUCUACUUUUAAUAUUAUCAAAGGAGAUGUUGUUUUUAAAAUGUUUUCUGAAAAGUGGAUGGCUCAACUAUGAAAGAAGGUGCCUAGGUGCAUACCUGAGUAAAAUGUACCAUGCCUCAUUAACAAAUUGUACCUCUGUUUGU